Molecule: messenger RNA, 2750 nt
Organism: Drosophila novamexicana
Lineage: Eukaryota; Metazoa; Arthropoda; Insecta; Diptera; Drosophilidae
Gene: dgt6
Product: augmin complex subunit dgt6
Exons: 4
Coding region: 80-2068 (662 amino acids)
Biological process (GO): spindle assembly
Cellular component (GO): HAUS complex; mitotic spindle microtubule
Molecular function (GO): microtubule binding
Source: RefSeq, a predicted model, not a curated record
UAUUGGAAGUUAUGAAAAAUAGUUUAAAAUACUUCCAUGCAUAUGCAAUAGUUUAAAAGUGUUUAAUCAGGCAAACAAAAUGGACCGAACAAUGAUGGCGCCCUGGAGAGCAGAGGAGAAGGAGCAUAGUGAGAAAUUGUAUAAAAAACUGCAAGGCCUCUCCUUGUUGUAUCCUAUGAACGACGAAAUGCACAAGUUGCUUUCGGUCGACAUUUUUCUUAAGCCCAACCAGCCCGCUUUUUUUCAAGUGAUGCACUACCUCUUUCGUAUACUGGAUCCCGCAGAGUUCAAACGCCGAUUCUUUUGGCCUAUUACGGACAAGAAAUCGGAGGCGACCUUUCGAACCAGCACCGUUGAUUAUUUAAAGCAUUUGAACGCGAAACAUAAUCUUAAUUGGACCAACAUUAAAUCCUACCUGGUUGUAAUGCCGGGUGGAAUGAAAUUCAUUAACUUUCUUUUAGACCUGGUCAGUUUUGUCGUGCAGGAACUGACCAGGCAACGGGAGAAAGCACUGUCAGCUGACACGGAUAUAUCAAAAUACCGGAAUUGGAGCGUGCAAAGAAUGUCAGCAGCAAAUGUUUUCAGAAAGGAAUAUAUCUCAGCAUAUAUUGACGAGCUGGAGGAAAAUGCAAGCCAGUUUCGUGAGCGCACCCAGAAAAUAAGGCAAACAUUUUCAGCAAUUGCAGCCGCAACCGACGUCAAUGAAACGCUGCUGCUGGACGAUGCAUUUCUGGAAGACUUUGAGUCAUCUAAUCGCCGCAAAUGCGAGCAGAGAAUAACUGUGCCCGCCGCAAAAAUUGCAAUGUUAGAGGCCCCACUGUAUGCGCUUAAAGAUGUAAUGGAUCAGUUUCAAGCCAAGCGAGCCCACUACAAGCAAAACAAAGAAGCUGCGGACAAUGCAUUACGCGGUAUCCAAAGGCUCUUCGGCACGGAUGUAGACUAUACAACAGGCAACGGCGUUAGACUUAACGCACUGCUGUCCGCUUUUAAUAGCAUUAGCGAGACAAUCGCCGACCAGUUGGAUGCCAAUGAUCACUACAACGAGUGCAAUGAGUUUGUUACAACAGAUCUGGAGACUUUGCGUGCCGAGCUGCAACAGAUUGAUCUACAAGUAAGCGCUGUGCAAAGAACUUUAAAUGCACGCGCCAAGGAGCACGGAACCAAUAUUAGUGGAAGCAAUGCGUCACAAAUGUACAGCUCGCAGCUAGCGGUGCCGAGCACGCCGCUACGCACGCUGGAUGUACGUACUGAAGCCAGCGCCGCUGGUCAUCCGCUGCUGAUGAAGUUCGUUUCCACGCCGCCCAUUAGACCGGAAUUGGCUAGCGGCGUGCGCAAUGUGCACGUGCGCUUGCCGCUGCAAGAUGACUUCAAUGCCAAGCAGUUUGAGACGACGUGCAACAGUCUGCUGGUACCUGCAGCGCCACGUUCAGCGCGAAAGAUUAAGCUGGAGCAUCCCUCAGAGCUAAACAGCACCAUGAAUAGAUCAAGAAUAGUUGAUCCCAUGCAGCUACUGCGCACUAUUAAUAAAAAGUCAGCUAAGCCAAACACAUUGGGAAAUCUUUCCUCAUUGGGCAGCAAAUGGAAGCAGAUGCAGGCCACGUUUGGCUUUGAUGACGCGACACCCGCAAUGCCUACCUCGCCCAAGAACAAUGCCGCUAGCAGCUACUUACCGUUUACGCCGCUUAAUUGCAACGAACGCACCCGCAUUGAGCGUGUGCAACAUCCACAAGCGGCUGAUACAAGCAACAGCUCGUUGUAUGCCAAGAAGAGUGCUGCCAUGAUGAAGGUGUUGGACGCCUCGCUGAACGUACAGAAUCUGAGCACUUCACCAUCUGGUCGGUUGGAUGCACUGGUACCCGGUCCGUUGUCGGAACAAGUCCUACCACGCAUGCAGCUGAAUGAUCAAACACUCAUCGAUUUUCAGCAGCUGCAGUGCAGUAGCAAGGAAAACGAUGCGAAUCAAAUGAACCAGCCACCGCCCAAAUUUAGUCUCGACUUUAGCGAUCAUGGGGAAAAGGAUGAUUUGCAGAACAUAAGCGAUAGUGUGCUCAAAAAUAUUUCCUUUUAGUUUUCAUUCUCAUAUGGUUUAUUAUAUUUGCAAAUCGUAAAACUUAGCUACUGGUUUAAUAUUCACAUAAUGCAUGUAUAAAAAUUUCUUUAUUUUUGCGCUGUUUAAUUUAAUUUCUAUUGAAACAAUUGACAUAUGUUUAAAGUAAGACAUUUGCUUGGCAAUUUAUGUUAGAUUAUGCGAAUGGAUGUGUUUGAAAUUGAAUUCAAUUUAAUUAAAUUCGAAUAUAUUUUUGUUAACCAAAAAUCAAACCAUAAUAAAUUUAAAAUGUGCAUGAAUAUUAAUCGAAAAAAAAAUAUAAAUACCUUAUAGUUAGUUUUCUCAACAUAUUCAGUUUAACUCAACUUCAGUUCUAUUCCAAAUGAUCGUGAGAAAACCUACAAUCUCUGAGAUUUGAGUAGUGUUCCACUAUUGUAUUAUAAAAUUGCUAUAUUUACAUAAUUGUAGUUUAAGAUAUAUAUUUCAUGUGUAAACAUUCAUAUUGACGUGUACAGAUGUAUAUUAAGUACACGCAUAUCUUUUGGUUCUGUGUUUAGAAUUAAGUUAUUUAUGAUUCAGCGCCUUAUCACAUCAAUAGUUGAGCACCCGUUAUAAUAAACUCGCCGAACCACAAAUAUUGAUAUGUGCAUAUAUAUAUACAUAUUUGUGGAUUUUAAAUUGCAUUAUACAUAUAUAGAUGCAC